Debaryomyces hansenii CBS767 is the source of this 1737-nucleotide messenger RNA. RefSeq names its product trifunctional hydroxymethylpyrimidine kinase/phosphomethylpyrimidine kinase/thiaminase (gene THI20). Gene Ontology annotation, biological process: thiamine biosynthetic process. Gene Ontology annotation, molecular function: phosphomethylpyrimidine kinase activity; hydroxymethylpyrimidine kinase activity. The transcript has a single exon. Lineage: Eukaryota; Fungi; Ascomycota; Pichiomycetes; Serinales; Debaryomycetaceae. Gene Ontology annotation, cellular component: cytosol. The record is from RefSeq and is a predicted model, not a curated record. Bases 1 to 1737 code for a protein of 578 amino acids.
AUGGUCAAUUACACAACGGUAAAACUUAAGAGUCCUAUUGCUGAGAAGAGGGACUUUUUCCCUGCUGUUUUAACCAUUGCAGGCUCAGAUAGUUCAGGCGGUGCUGGUAUUGAAGCCGAUUUGAAGACAUUCAGUGCACAUCAAGUAUAUGGUUUGACAUGUAUAACCGCAUUAACUGGUCAAAAUACACAAUGUGUUAAGUCAUUUGAAGCAACACCAGAGUUUCUUCUAAGAGACAUAUUAAAACUUAAUUUUGAUGAUUUCUUGGAGGGAUAUGAGAAACCGGAAGAUGCUCCGUUGAAGGUCAUUAAGACUGGCAUGUUGACGAAAACUACAGUUGAUGUAUUAAAGGAUCACCUAGAUUAUGUUAGAAGAAGAAACGUUAAGAUUAUUGUAGAUCCUGUUAUGAUAAGUACGUCAGGAUCACAAUUAUUUGACGUAGGUGGUAUGAAAGAUUGUGUUAACUCAUUGAUAAAGCAAGCGUAUCUCGUGACACCAAACUUCUUGGAAGCUAAGAACUUAUUUGAAAUAACUACUGGACAGAAAGCUAAGAUUGCAAUUAAAGACUUAGAAGACUAUAUUAAGUUUGUGAUCCAAUUACAGAAGGUCUUAGGUUGUGAGAAUAUAUUAGUGAAGGGUGGACACAUACCAUGGGACCGUGUACAAAAUAGACCUUAUGAAGGGAAUAUAGAUGAGAACUGUAACCAAGUUUGUAUUAUCGAUAUCUUAUAUGAGUCGAAGAAUGAAUCAGUGAAGGUAUUUGAAUCAGAAUUCUUGAAGACAAAGGACACGCAUGGGACUGGAUGCACUUUACUGUCCUCAAUCUCUGCCAACAUUGCAAAAGGAUAUACACUUCAAGAAGCGUUGCCAUUAUCAAUUCAUUAUGUUCAGAAAAGUAUGGUCAGCUUGAAGAAGAAAUUAGGCCACGGAAAUGGGCCAUUGAACCAUACAAUUGUUCCAGAUACAAAAGUCAACACUGUAUGCGAACAAGGUGAAUUGGACAUUUCCCAUUACUUAUUGGAUAGCUACGAUUCUUUCUUAGAUUAUCUUAAGACUCACCCUAAGGUUAAGGACAAUUGGAAAAUGUAUAUACACCAUCCAUUUGUGAGCCAACUAGCCCAGAAUAAAUUGGACUUUGAUAAGUUUCUUUAUUAUUUAAAACAGGAUUACUACUAUUUGAUUAAUUAUGCGCAGAUUCAUGGAUUGGCCGCUUCUGUCUCGAAUGAUUACAAGCAGAUUCAUACACAGUCCGUGAUAAUCGAUGAAAUUGUCAAAGAAAUUGAACUGCAUAGGCAAAAAUUGAUGAAGAAUUACAACAUUCAUUACGAUAGAGAUUUUGAGUCGGAUGCAGAGUUAUCUCCCGGUAAAGCGUGUACUGCUUACUGUGAUUAUCUCUUAGAAGUAGGCAAAAAAGAGGAUUUCUUAGGGAUCAGAGUCGCUUUAGCUCCCUGCUUGCAUGGCUAUGCUGAAGCUGGAGAUAUUGGCUUGAAAAUAAGGCAAGAUCACGACAAGUCUUUGGGUGUUCUUAAAUGCGAAGACCAUGCCGAAGUGUACGAUUCUUGGCUAGCAGACUAUACGUCAGAUUGGUACCGCGAUGCAUACGAAAGGGGCAAGAGUUCUUUACAGUCAUUGCUUGAAAAUUAUCCUCUUUCCCAAAGACGGUUGGAUGAACUCGUUGAAAUAUUCAAUAAGGUGACCCUUUUAGAAAUUGAUUUCUGGAACGAGGUUCUUCCAUGA